This is a messenger RNA of Megalops cyprinoides (Indo-Pacific tarpon), 1644 nucleotides long. RefSeq names its product iroquois homeobox 1b (gene irx1b). The record is from RefSeq and is a predicted model, not a curated record. The transcript is spliced from 4 exons. Gene Ontology annotation, molecular function: RNA polymerase II cis-regulatory region sequence-specific DNA binding; DNA-binding transcription factor activity, RNA polymerase II-specific. Gene Ontology annotation, cellular component: nucleus. NCBI's taxonomy places the organism in Eukaryota, Metazoa, Chordata, Actinopteri, Elopiformes, Megalopidae. Bases 185 to 1513 code for a protein of 442 amino acids. Gene Ontology annotation, biological process: neuron differentiation; regulation of transcription by RNA polymerase II; cell development.
UCAGUUAGAGCUCAAUUGCUGAUCUGAUCAUAUCCAAGGGAUUUACUGCAAAAGAAAAGAGGCAGCUAUUUGAGUAGUACAGUAAUUUCGGCGUUCGCGCUCGGUCACUUUCAGUCCGACUUCCUUGUUGUUUUUUUUCUGGAUUGUUUUUUGUCGUGACUUUACGUGACAUUUGGUACAGGCGAUGUCGUUACCACAGCUGAGUUACCCCCAGUAUUUAAGUGCCACCCAAGCGGUGCACGGUGGCGAUCGGACGGGGGUUCUGGCCGCGUCUGCUCGGGGAAGCGCCGCUGACAUCGAUGCGAAUACGUCGGCCACAGCUGCAGCCGUCACGUCGGUGCUGGGAAUGUACGCAAACCAUUACUCCGCUCACAACUACAGCGCUUUUCUACCGUACACCAGGGCAGAUUUGGCUCUCUUCUCCCAGCUGGGUUCGCAGUAUGAACUCAAGGAUAGUCCGGGUGUUCACCCCGCGAGCUUCGCGGCCCAUCCCUCCGCCGCGUUCUACCCGUACGGACAAUACCAGUACGGAGACCCGGCCAGAGCCAAAAGUGCCACUCGUGAAUCCACAAGUACAUUGAAAGCCUGGCUGCAGGAACAUAAGAAAAACCCCUAUCCCACGAAAGGAGAAAAAAUCAUGCUGGCUAUCAUCACCAAGAUGACCCUCACGCAGGUCUCCACCUGGUUCGCCAAUGCCAGGCGGAGACUCAAAAAGGAGAACAAGGUGACGUGGGGAAGAAGCGCAGAAGAGAGAGAUCACAAAAUAUUCGACAGUGACACUGAAGGGGACGUGGAGAAGAAUGAAGACGACGAGGAAAUUGACUUGGAAAGCAUAGAUAUCGACAAAGUGGAUGAGCACAGCGGGGAUCAAAGUAAUGAGGAGGAGGAUAACGGUAAAGACCAGUCGGAAGAGGAAAACAUUGAGAAAAGACGGUCACUGGCAUCUCAAGCGCACAACGGUUUUGACAAGUCUGAUGGCAAAGACACUGCAGUACUCUCUCCUGGCGGGCAAGGUAGUUGCCAACUGCCUGCAAACAAGCCAAAAAUAUGGUCCUUGGCAGAGACGGCCACCAGUCCGGAUAACGCUGUGAAAUCCGGGUCACCCUCUGCCCCUGCCAGUCACGGUUCGCCACUGGUUCAGCAUCCGGCCUUUCUUCCAAGCCAUGGAAUAUACACAUGUCAAAUUGGAAAGUUAAACAACUGGACGAAUGCCGCUCUCUUCAGUCAAAAUCCCCUGUUGAGUGUGAAGCCUUUUCUGGGAGUAAAUCAAGGUCACCAUCCGUCUGAUAACUACGCCCGUAAACAGCAGCAAUCGACCUUGGGGGUUACGUCAUCCGCCGUAGGACUCCACAGUGAGAAUUCUCCGGAGGACUUCAGUCCCAAACAUAUAGAUCGGCAAAUGACUGAGUCACCGUCACAGACAUUAAAGUCACCGUUUCAACUCGUCCAUGACAGUUCCAGAAACCAACAGGAAGCAGCGCCGCGAGUUUUAAUGGCCCUUUCCUCGACGUGAUGAAGAUUUGUUUUGUCUGUGGAACUCUUCAUCAAAGGACAAAAAUUUCUUUGCCCCGCUGUCGCAUUCUCCCCAUACAGGAAAACUUACAGAUGGAUUCUCAUUAUUAUCCUUAAAAACAACAAAUCGCA